GGAUGGUGAAGCAGUGGACAAUCUCAGCGGCUUUGUCUCCCUCGCAGCUUGCCAUAGUAACGCUGACAAAGCGGCUCGCUGCAGUGCAACGGCUGCGCAGCGACCCCAAACAAAACUCCCCAGCCCUGGAAAACCGGGAGUGCGAGACAGAGGGAGAGGGAGCCUCGGCAAUGCUCCUCCCGGGAAGGGGCAGCUUCACUCCGGAGAGGGAGUGGAGAGGGAGAACUCCCUGCUGGAGCGUUGCCUGAGCGAGCGCCUGUUACAGCAAUGAGCACUGACAGCCAGUAUGAGGACAGUGUCUCUGACCUGCUGCUGGAGAACAUCAAACACAGGCUGCUGAGCGCCUUCAGGGUAACUUCCGCCCAGAGAGAGCCGCCUGCUUCCUGGUCGCUCAGCACCAACCCUCGGGCUGAUCAGGAACUCCGCAGAGCCAAGAUCGAUGGGGCCAUCACUUGGCUCCGGACUGAACUGUUGGAGAUGCGAUCCCAGGAUCGGGAGCUCGCUAAAACCUUGUUGGAGUUAAACAGGGAAAUCCAGAAGCUCAGGAAUGAACAGGAAUUCUGCAGAAAUAUGCGCAGUGAGUCUCCUUCAGAGCUUCGGGAUCCUGAAAUUCAAACUUCCAGGCAACCAGACAAGGAAGGAGAGCCGGAGUUGCUCAGUUCCAGGAACUGCAGAGAGCAAACUGAUCGAUUCUAGGGUUAAUGGCCUGAAUUUGCAAAGUGCUUCACACUUAAAAUAUCAUGAUGUAUUGUCUGGGUCAAACAACAACAUGAGGAAAACUUAAUAAUGUGACCAUUCUGAAGAAAGGACCUGAAAUGUGAACUCUGCUUUCUCUCUACAGAUCCCACUGAACCUGCUGAGUUUCUCCAGCACUUUCUGAUUUUUGUUUUUUUUUCACUUUAUCCAUUUGUGAGAUGCUGGCCUCACUGGCUGGGCCAGCAUUUAUUGCCCAUCCCUUGUUACCCUUGAGAAGGUGGGGGUGAGCUGCAUUCUUGAACU
Chiloscyllium plagiosum (whitespotted bambooshark) is the source of this 999-nucleotide messenger RNA. Its product is annotated as alanine and arginine rich domain containing protein. Lineage: Eukaryota; Metazoa; Chordata; Chondrichthyes; Orectolobiformes; Hemiscylliidae. The record is from RefSeq and is a predicted model, not a curated record.